UCACAAAUAUACCUUCUGUUCAAAAUCAAAUAUCCAGAUUUUUAAAAUUCAAAAGAUAUACAAAAUGUUUUCCUCUAUUCAUUUUUUAUUUCUCUCCUCAUUGGGGAUUUUUUCUUGGGCGAUACUUUGUUACUUCUACCAAAUUGAGAAAUACCUAACGAAGUCCAGAAAUAGUGAAGGAGAUUAUCAAAUGCACCUCAACAUGGAAGGAAAACCACAAGAAAGCUCACCAAUCGACCAACCUGAAAAUGGUGACUUGUAUAUUAACUUCCUAUGUGUAUUCGUGUGUAUGUAUGCCUUGGCUAAAGUGGUUGAUAUGGCUGAAAAUUGUAUGGCUAAAGAGAUGUAUGAUAAGUUAAAUAUUACGAGGGGAUUUCCCGUUUUAAAUAAGAAAUGCGAUUUAAUACCACCAGAAAUCCAGCACAAUAAUAGUAUGCUUUCAAAAAUUAUGAAACUAGAACAGGAAAAUCAACUGUUGAAAUAUGAAUUGCACAAAUCGAAUAUUAGAAAUGCCCAGCAAAGCAUGGACCACCAACAAAACAUAUGCAUUUCGAAACGGCAAUUCAGCUGGAACCAAAAUGUCUACUUAAGCAAAGGGGAUGAUGAUAUUUGUAAUUCACGAAAUUUACAAAAUUCAGACAUUGGCAAUACCAUCUGGUCGAAAUAUCUGGAGCUGCGGAAGAAGUCUUUGCAAAAUGAGUUUGAAACAUUUAUGCCCGUUGUAAUGUCAGCACAAGACUUGGACAAUAUUGAUAUAAAAUCGAUGACUGCAGGAAAUGUGGGUAAAUAAAUUGUCAAGACAUAUGAAAUCAAAUCGUGCUGUUAACAGUCAAGUAAUGUUUAUUUGUACAUAUGUACCUACAUACUAUACAUUUAGAGAAAAAAACUCAAAUGCAAAUACUGGAUGGAUUAUA
This is a messenger RNA of Stomoxys calcitrans (stable fly), 914 nucleotides long. RefSeq lists its product as uncharacterized. The transcript has a single exon. Lineage: Eukaryota; Metazoa; Arthropoda; Insecta; Diptera; Muscidae. Bases 65 to 790 code for a protein of 241 amino acids. The record is from RefSeq and is a predicted model, not a curated record.